CCUGUCGAGAGACCAUUACUUAUUGGCUCCUCGAGCUUUAUCGGAAGCACAUCACCGACGUUGUUAUCGGUUUGGUGUCGCGAUCGACAUAAUUGGGGCAAGGCGAAUGCUGAAAUUAUUCCGUUCCACGAUCUCUCCAACUAGUCUUGUCCAUGUCACCUGGCGGGAAUGAAAGAAGUGCCUCGGGCCAUAUCCUUCGGUUCUUUACAUACUUUGUUGACGCAUCCUAAACCAAAGUCUAGUCAGUCGUGGAACCGAGCCAAUUAGCAGCUGAUAUCCGGAAGUCUGUACGCAAAAUGACGACGCGUCUUGAGGGCGAAAAGGCCGUUCCAUUGAAUACGCUGGAUGUUGCUCCUAUCUACCUCCAGGAUCGUGAUGUUGUAACGGAAAAGAACGCAACGAAAGGUGCCGAUGCCUUGUUGGCAUAUGUCGACAACUCUCAGCCCGUUGUCCUUGACGACGAGACCAGUCGCAGGCUGCUGAGAAAGAUCGAUACGCAUGUUUUGCCGUGGCUUUGUGGCUUGUACAUCCUCCAAUACCUGGACAAAGGCGUACUCAGCUAUUCUUCCGUAAUGGGGAUCAUGGCCGACGCAGACUUGACCACGAGCCAGUUCACCUGGCUAGGUAGUAUCUACUACCUUGGCUACAUGGCUGCCCUGCCUCUACACAACCGCAUGUUCCAAGUCUUUGCCCCUUCCAAAUACAUCGCUGCCAACAUGAUGGCGUGGGGACUCGUUCUUGCUUUCAUGGCCCUGUGUCAUAACUUUACGGGCCUGAUGGUUCAACGCGCCUUUCUAGGGAGCCUUGAAUCAGUCAUUAACUGUGGCUUUGUACUGCUCACUGCCCGAUGGUACCGCAAAUACGAGCACGGCGCCCGUGUAGCCAUCUGGAGUUCUUGCAACGGCCUCGCUGGUAUCGUUGGUGCGUUGAUCGCUUACGGCUGUCUCUCGGGGGUGGAUGCUGGCGUGCACAUCCUGCUCCCAUCGUGGAAGAUCAUGGCUCUCUGCCUCGGCUGUGCGUCCGUCAUCUACGGCGCCGCAAUGUUUGUCUUUGUGGCUCCGAGUCUCGUUGAGGCUCGUUUCUUCACGGAAGAGGAGAAAGUUCUUGCCAUAGAGCGGCUGCGCGACAAUCAUCAAGGCAUCGGAUCGAAAGAGUUCAAAUGGUACCAGGUCCGCGAGGCAUUCUUGGACGUCCGUACUUGGCUAUAUGUGGCAUUUGUGCUGACAUCACAGAUGCCCACCGCUGGGCUAAGCCUGCUUUCUAGUUUGCUGAUCAAGUCACUUAACUUUGACAGCAAACAGACACUACUGCUCGGAAUGCCCGGUGGUGCGCUACAGGUCGUCUUCCAGCUUUCGGCUGGUUUCAUUGCCGACCGAACCCAACAGCGCAGUCUGACCGCAAUCGCAAUGCAGCUGCUAUGUCUCUUCGCAGCAGCUCUGCUCAUUGGAUUGGCCAAUCUCGGUCCGUUGUACGACCGUGCUGGACAGCUUGCCGCAUUCUUCCUGACCGGAGGUGCCUGUGCCAUUGGCUAUUACCUGCUCCUAGCUACGGUGGCAUCAAAUGUGCUUGGUACAACAAAGAAGAUGACAACCAACGUUAUUCUCUUUCUCUCAAUGGCGGUUGCUUAUCUGGUCGGACCUCAGAUGUUUCGGGAUCCUCCCUACUACUAUCGUGCGAAAUAUGCGACUGUAGGACUAUGGGCAGCUUCGGUCAUCAUCUUGCUGGUGCUUUAUAUCUUGAAUCGCUGGGAAAAUUCUAGAAGGGACAAGAUCCAGGCGCAGUUGGCAGAACGAGGUAUAGCAGAUGCGGAAAAUGUCGAGUUUCUGGAUCUUACGGACAAAGAAAACUUGAGUUUCCGGUAUGUGCAAUGACAUGGUAUUUAAGUUGUCAUAGACAUGACAACGUCCGCUUUUUCACCGAAUUAGUGGGCCAAAAUGCGACUAGUUAGGUAGUAACCAAUCCAGUAGAUUACAGGA
Molecule: messenger RNA, 1976 nt
Organism: Truncatella angustata
Lineage: Eukaryota; Fungi; Ascomycota; Sordariomycetes; Amphisphaeriales; Sporocadaceae
Product: major facilitator superfamily domain-containing protein
Exons: 3
Coding region: 297-1871 (524 amino acids)
Biological process (GO): dipeptide transport; allantoate transport; transmembrane transport
Cellular component (GO): plasma membrane
Molecular function (GO): allantoate transmembrane transporter activity; dipeptide transmembrane transporter activity
Source: RefSeq, a predicted model, not a curated record